Molecule: messenger RNA, 1967 nt
Organism: Vitis vinifera (wine grape)
Lineage: Eukaryota; Viridiplantae; Streptophyta; Magnoliopsida; Vitales; Vitaceae
Product: 28 kDa ribonucleoprotein, chloroplastic
Exons: 3
Coding region: 103-1050 (315 amino acids)
Cellular component (GO): cytosol
Molecular function (GO): mRNA binding
Source: RefSeq, a predicted model, not a curated record
GCCUAUUUGGACCAUAUCCUAAGCCCGCUGUGACCCAAAGCCAAACCCCUUCCCUCUCCCUUCACAACUCCUUAUCUUCUCCAUCUCUCUCUCUCUAGGGUUAUGGCUUCUUCGAAUGCUCUCUUGAAGCCAUUUUCAAUGGCAGAAAGCUGCUUAACCUCUGUACCAACUACACUCUUCACCACCAAAACCCCACACCCGCUCCUCUCACUCCCACCAAAGCCCGUCAGACUCUUUCACCUCUCCUGCUCGUGUUCCUCUUCAUGGGUCUCCCUCAAAACCAAGACUUCACCGACCACUUUGGUCCCAUUUGUGGCACAGACCUCGGACUGGGCUCAGCAGGAGGAGGAGGAAGAGAAGGGUGGGUUGACGUGGGACAGUGAAGGAGGGGAAGAGAUUGAGGCUUCUGGCUCUGAGGAAGCUUGGGAGGGUGAGGUUGGGGAAGAUGGAGAAGAGAGUGAAGGGAGUGAAGAUACUUACAGUGAGCCGCCUGAGGAGGCUAAGCUUUUUGUGGGGAAUUUGCCUUAUGAUAUUGAUAGUGAGAAAUUGGCUCAGCUUUUUGACGAGGCUGGAGUUGUGGAGAUUGCAGAGGUAAUUUACAAUAGAGAAACAGAUCAGAGUCGUGGGUUUGGGUUUAUAACAAUGAGCACUGUUGAAGAGGCCGAAAAGGCUGUGGAGAUGUUCAACCGAUAUGAUUUAAAUGGAAGGUUUUUGACCGUCAAUAAGGCUGCUCCAAGAGGGUCACGUCCAGAACGACCUCCGCAAGCAUUUGAACCUUCAUUCAGAAUUUAUGUUGGCAACCUGCCAUGGCAAGUGGAUGAUGCUCGUCUGGAGCAAGUGUUCAGUGAGCACGGUAAGGUGGUUGAUGCCAGGGUAGUCUAUGACCGAGACACUCAACGUUCACGUGGAUUUGGCUUUGUGACAAUGUCCAGUGAGACAGAACUGAAUGAUGCCAUUGCUGCUCUUGAUGGACAGGUUAUAUGCAUGCCUCCUGUUUCAUAUAUAAGUUUUGAAAUUUCUAUUUUCCUCUCAAAUGAAACCCAUACUUAGAGAGCUAGGAACCACGCAGAGGUCAAUAGUCAGUCUAGUGAAAUUAUCACAGCCCUAUUUGAUGCUUGGAGAGCAGUCCAUAAAAAUUUGGUGGUCAGAAGGAUGCAAUCUCUUUAUGGAUAUCAAUGCAACCUUGAAGAUAUCAUUCGGGGAAUUCCACCCAAAAAUGGAGUCGUCUUGAAUUUCCUACCGAUUAAACCUGGGUAAAACUUAGUUGCAACAGCUUAUGGUAGUUCAGCAUUUUUUAGGGCUUUAAACUCAAUAGAAGCUUUUAACCUGGCCCUUUUGAAUUAUGGAAAGUGGAAAAGAUGAGAAAAAUUAAAAAUAAAACACAAUAAAGGACCGUGAGUAAUUGCUGAUUCUUGCAGACACCUUGAACUGAAGAUUCUUUUUCCGCUUUUCUGGUAGAAGCAUGUUCAAAGUGAACAAGUAAAACAUAGUUUGAAUGACAUUCAGCAAAGAACUUCUUUGAUUUGUUUCUAUUAUAUAUUUUAAGACUUAAGUGGGCUUGCUAUUUUCAUUUGAUCACAACAAUUGAUCUGUUGGGGCUAGUGAUUUACCAGCUUCUCAUUUUAGUAAACAUACAGCCUGAUUUUACAUUUCUUGGUGUUGCAGAGUUUGGAUGGCAGGGCAAUCAGAGUAAAUGUUGCAGAGGAACGGCCGAGGCGUGGCUCCUAUUAAUUUCUGGAGGUUGUUUUUUGAGAGGUUUACCUGAACACUUAAAGGUCCAGUGUCUCCUUUUUGACAGAAGAUAUCUUAGGGCACUUUUUAUGUUCUCUGUUUUAUUAUUUAUAAUUACCUUUUUUAAGGGGAAAAAAGGCUCAAAGAAAUGGCAAGUUUUGUAUUAGGAGUUGGAAGCUACUCAAGUUUUCUUGUGAUUACAUUUAGAAUGCAUUUAGCAGUGAUUUUAGGAAGUA